Messenger RNA from Aedes aegypti (yellow fever mosquito), 1011 nucleotides. RefSeq lists its product as uncharacterized. The record is from RefSeq and is a predicted model, not a curated record. NCBI's taxonomy places the organism in Eukaryota, Metazoa, Arthropoda, Insecta, Diptera, Culicidae. Gene Ontology annotation, cellular component: dynactin complex. Bases 217 to 798 code for a protein of 193 amino acids. The transcript is spliced from 2 exons. Gene Ontology annotation, biological process: cytoskeleton-dependent cytokinesis.
CACAUUUACACUAGCUGUCAAAAUUAUAAACACAGACCGAACUAAAAAUUUGCAGUUUUCGAAAGUGCUUCAAUUUUUUAUCUUAUUUGGGGUGCAACUGCAAAAUUUUCAUUAAAUUCCAUCAAAAUAACCGGAAUCUUGAUUCUGGACCAUAUUAAAAACAAUAAGUUCCUUAGCGAGCCGUAGAUUAGCAGUGAACCAGGCAGAUAUAUAAGUAUGGAAUCGUUAGACGUAAUCUCCCAGCGAAUCGACAACUUGAACCAGCUGCUGGGACCGCUACCAACAACCGACGCCCAUGGCGAAAACCUAACAGAUGCCGUUCUAUCGGCGACAUCAUUUCUCCCUUCGGCCAGCACCGGACACUUAGCGGAUGGAAGUGCCCGGGACAACAUCUUGAAAACAUUCCAACGGAAGGAAGAGCUGGAAGCCUAUCUAGAUCCUGCCUAUCUUGACGAGAAACAAGAUAUCAAGGCCAAGGAAACCUACAUCAACACGAUUGCGAACGACUUGGCCGGGACCUUCGAAACACUGCAGAAGAUAAAAGCCCUGGAACCGACGCUGGGAGCGGAAUACUUCCGCAACUUGCCGGACGUUAGCGACCAGCUGAAAACCAUGACCAUCGGAACGGUCGAGCAGAAGCAGGCUAACGAUCUGCUGGAGAAGAGUCUGGUCAUUGCGAUGCAGCGCUACAGUGAGAUUCAGUCCGGGAUCAAGGAUUCGCUGAAAGCGAUGAACGAUCGGUUGGACAUGCUAGAGCAGCGGCUGGUCGAUCGAAAAAAGGAAGAUAAGGAUAUUUAAGAGGGGGGCAGAUCGAUUUCUAGCGGUAGAUGCAUUAUACUAUUUAUUUAUAUCGAUGCGAGUAUAUAUAUGAUAUAUAUUCUUUAACUAGAUUAUUCUUUCCAAAAUAAAAAAAAUACCUUGAAAUAUGAAAGCUUGAAAUUACGAAUUAAUAAAUUGAAAAUCUGCUUCAUAGGCAUAAAUCAUCAGAAGCAUUUAUUUAUAUGGCAGUUA